Thermothelomyces thermophilus ATCC 42464 is the source of this 2243-nucleotide messenger RNA. RefSeq lists its product as uncharacterized. The record is from RefSeq and is a predicted model, not a curated record. The coding region runs from base 311 to 1921 and encodes 536 amino acids. The transcript has a single exon. Gene Ontology annotation, molecular function: DNA-binding transcription factor activity, RNA polymerase II-specific; DNA binding; zinc ion binding. Gene Ontology annotation, biological process: regulation of DNA-templated transcription; DNA-templated transcription. NCBI's taxonomy places the organism in Eukaryota, Fungi, Ascomycota, Sordariomycetes, Sordariales, Chaetomiaceae.
UGAAGACCGGCCCUGACCGAAGGCUUUCGACGACCCGAGAAACCGACCUCUGGUCGUUGACCUGCUGGGCUUACCAAAACCACGCAGUACGUUGCAUCGCCGCAGGUCUGCAUGGGACCGAUAUCUGGGUUUUCUCGAGCACAGAUAUAAUUAGUGGAUGGUUGCGCAAUCAAGCCGCCAGCGCCGGAGCUUCGACAUGAUUCCUCGGCGCUACACUUGCACGACACCCCGAACCGCCGUUAUCGAUUCCUCAUACGCGCCCGACGCGACCGAGACUGCCCCUGGGGGUAAGAAGUGAUUGGCGAAUGCCAUGAGCACCAAGGUUUCACAGGCUUGCAAUGCUUGCCGGGUUCGGAAAGUGAGAUGUAGUCGCACGCAGCCCUGCACGCAGUGCGCUCACCUCAACCUUGCCUGCACCUUUGCGCCCGCACCAGCCAAGCGCAAACCCGGCGUACGCGGCCAUCUGGUUGCUCAGCUUCGCAACAAGACCAUCAACCACGCCGGCAGCGAGGGCACACCUCCCGCCGGCACAACCACAAGCACCGCGCCCGCCGUAACCUCCAUCGCCGGCAUUCUCGACUGGGGCCAUGCCGCCACGCCAUCUCCGCCUCGCUGCUUCGAGCCGGUCCCACUGGCCGCCGGCUUCUCGCAGGAGUUCUUCCUGAGGCUGUUGCCCGAGUACGAGCAGCUCGUCUACCCUGUCAACCCCGUGCUGACUCCCGACGAGAUGCGCUCUGCCAUCGGGAACAUGCACGUGAGCUAUGAGGACGCCGCCCUCGUCCACGCCUUUGGCGCCAUCACCCUCAACCUAACGCAGCCAUCCUGGAACCUUCACGGCAACGUCGCGUCGCAGAUGACGUUGCUCCUUCAGCACAGCCUGUGGGCCUACCGCAAGGCCGACAUGGGGAGGGACACGUCGGCGGACUACCUCCUAAACGAGAUGCCUCUGACGGUGAAGCGAGCCAUGGUCGGGAUAUGGAACGAAUGUUCGCUCAUGGCCUUCAGGCGCUUCGACCGUAGCUUCGCAAGCCUCCGCGAGGCCAUCACCAUGAUUCAGAUGCUAAACAUACACCGAUACUCCGAGGACAACCUCUGUGGGUUGACACGCCGCGAAGUCUCGCGCCAGCAGCGCAUGUACUGGGAAGCCUAUAUACAUGAGCGAUUCCUAUGUGUCAUGUCGGGCUAUCCUUGCACCAUGAUUCCGCUGCGGACGGGCCUGCCCAUCACCGACCCGGACGUACCGCCCCACGUCACGGUAGGCUUCAACCGCCUGAUCCGGCUGUUCCAGAUUAUGGAUGCGCCGUUGCUCGCACACUGGGCCGCCCAGGACAUACCGGACGCACCUACUAUCACGGCCGAGUGGAUCGAGCACAAGCAGGCACAACUCGAUGCCGACGAGGCCGAGACGGCGGAAGCGGCCCGCGACCUUGCCGCCAGCGGCGCCGGGACCCUGAGCGAGGAGCAGCACGUCGACCUCUUUGUCACGCGCCUCUGGCUGCGCACCCUGGUUUGGCAGCUCGCCCUCUCGCACGGCCUUCUCCGGUCGGCACCCCCGCGCGACGCCCACGAGGGUUUCUCGCUGCACUUCCCCGCGCAGCGCCUCUCGGCACAGCUGCGCGGGCUCGUCAGCCGUCUACGCCACACGUCGAGCAUCAUUACUCACGGCAGCGGCAUCCUGCAGAAACUGUUCGAGAUCACCAGCACCGUGGCCGAUGUGCUCGCCCUACCGCGCGGGCCAGGCCAGACUCAGGAAGAGGCCCGGGCCCGCGUGGAGGAUUUUCUGUUCCUGGUCCGCUUCAUAUUCAGCUUUGAGCGCACCCAGAAACAUCAUCGCGAGUACCUCCUAGACAAGUUGACUACCUUGCGGGAAAUGUACACGGUAGUGGAUUUUGGAACAUUGGGAAGGACCCCGGAAGGAUAAUUAAGGGACUCGAGUCGUUGUCCCUCGGCGCAAGAAUGAGCGAUGAUUCAUGUUCCAUCCCAAUAACACUCAUGACAGGUAGAAUCUGCUCGCCGAGAGUCUGAUUUCCUAUGUUCCUAAUCACCGGGCUCAGGGCAUCGCGGCCUUCGUUCUGUUUUUCGCAUUCUCGCUGUUUCUCCUCUUAACGCUGUCCAUUGCCGUUUGUAUCGUCUAGCCAUCAUGUAUAGUACACAUAAUUAGUGUCAGAACGACCGAGGUUUGUCAGACUUGCCUCGUUAAAAUACCCUGACUGUGGUGUAUGUACGCUUCGCGCACCUCUCGU